UUAACAAAUGACGACGGGGAUUUGAAUAGUCCGGCCGGUUCGGCGCGAGCCAGUGGCUCAAGCUCUAGUCAAAUGAGUGGAGCAGCAUGUACGAGGGCUUAUUCUUUGACUGGAAGAACGGUUGCGCAUGAUGAAACAAGCUCAGCACGUAUGAGAAGCAGGAUUGAGAAGAAAAGGAGCUAUACGACAUCAAUUCUGGUCUCACCGCAUCCCGACCGAAAGCUACUUCUGCCACAGAAACAGCGUUCCAUGGAGGAAAGGAAGCCGAUAAGCAUUUGUUCCGGUGAUGUUACUGUCGAUGUCGCAAAGGAUCAAUUCUACUUGCCAAGCAUAAGUGAUGAUUGUGUGCGUGCCUCGGCAGACCGAGAAGAACUGCUGAUUGACCUGUUUCACCGACUGAAUGCUACUGGAAAUGAGCCGAAAAAUAACCGGACAAUGGUGAAUCCGGAACCAAAUAGCAACGGCAGCAAUCCGUGCGUUCAGUCCACCAGAACACCGCUGUUUCAGGGCGCCGAUGCCAGUUACAUAUAG
Molecule: messenger RNA, 531 nt
Organism: Gongylonema pulchrum
Lineage: Eukaryota; Metazoa; Nematoda; Chromadorea; Rhabditida; Gongylonematidae
Source: the annotation of a GenBank genome assembly